Trifolium pratense (red clover) is the source of this 657-nucleotide messenger RNA. Its product is annotated as F-box protein At1g47056-like. Gene Ontology annotation, biological process: SCF-dependent proteasomal ubiquitin-dependent protein catabolic process. The transcript has a single exon. The record is from RefSeq and is a predicted model, not a curated record. Bases 1 to 657 code for a protein of 218 amino acids. Gene Ontology annotation, cellular component: SCF ubiquitin ligase complex. Lineage: Eukaryota; Viridiplantae; Streptophyta; Magnoliopsida; Fabales; Fabaceae.
AUGACGACGACAACAACAGUGGCUGCAGCAGAAUCUUAUUUAUCUGAUGAAUGUUGGAAACAUGUCUUCAAAUUCCUCGAAGAUGGCCACCACAACAACAGUAACUUGAUGUCUCUAUCCCUCGCCUCCAAAGAGUUUCUCUCCAUAACCAAUCGUCUACGAUCCACUCUCAGUAUAUUUGCUGGUAAUCCAACAACAAUAAGCCUCUUCCUUAGAUUCUCCAACCUCACUUCUCUCGAUCUCAAGUUUUACCAUGGAGACGUUGACGUGCUUCUCCGUCAAAUCUCUUGUUUUCCAUUGAAACUCACAUCACUCAACCUCUCCAACCAACUAACCAUUCCUGCAAGUGGGUUACGAGCUUUCUCCCGAAAUAUUACAACUUUAACUUCUCUGACAUGUUCUGGAAUUUAUUCUCUCUGUAGCAGUGACCUGUUCCUCAUCGCCAAUUGUUUCCCUUUACUUGAAGAACUCGACCUCAGUAAACCUGCACAGUUCAAAGAUCACAGUAAUUUCCUCAAUGCGAUAAAGUUUCUCUCGUUGACCCUGUUCGAACUCCGUAAGAUUAAUCUCACCGGUCAUGACUACAUCAACGAUCAAUCACUUCUCCACUUGUUCAAAAAUUGUAAGCUUCUUGAGGAGGCCAUCAUGUUUAAUUAA